Molecule: messenger RNA, 1714 nt
Organism: Cynara cardunculus var. scolymus (artichoke)
Lineage: Eukaryota; Viridiplantae; Streptophyta; Magnoliopsida; Asterales; Asteraceae
Product: ribosomal RNA small subunit methyltransferase B
Exons: 10
Coding region: 60-1301 (413 amino acids)
Biological process (GO): RNA methylation
Molecular function (GO): methyltransferase activity
Source: RefSeq, a predicted model, not a curated record
UCCGCUGGUGCUCCAAUUUAGGGUUAACUGCGCUGCUCCUCGUUGACAGUUGAUCUCCCAUGGAAUCAGAACCAGUUAUCGUCCAAUUACACCACGAUAGUUCCAAGGGCGCUGAAGCAACCUCAAACCUCCCAUUGCCGGAUGCAUUUCUUCAAUUUCUCAACCAGAAUGGAAUCGACCCUGCUAUAUAUACCGCCGGUGAUUUUACCCCUCGUUAUAUUAGAUUAAAGCCUGGAUGUGAGGAGCAGCUCGAAGCAAUUGAAGCUGACAUCAGAUGUAAGCUUGAGAAAGUCGAAUGGUUACCCAAUUUUUAUUCUUUACCACCCCACAUUCAGAUUGCUAGCUCAAAGGCAUAUCAGGAAGGAAAGAUAUAUGGAAUUGAUGCAGCAUCUGGAGCUGCAGUUUCAGCUUUGAAUAUCUCAACGGGAGAUCAUGUCCUUGAUCUUUGUGCUGCCCCAGGUGCUAAACUUUGCAUGGUACUAGAACUUCUUGGAAACUCGGGUUCUGUAACUGGUGUGGAUGUGGCAAGACAUCGAUUAGCUGCUUGUAGAACGUUGCUCCAGAAAUAUGAACUUGGUGAUCACUGUCGUCUUUUUGUUGCUGAUGGAGCUUCAUUUUCUCUCAGCCCUAUCCGGGUUCAUUCUGAUUUUAAAUCUUUGAACAACAGGGAAUUUAAUAUGGAAGGAGAUGAUCUUUUGUACAAGGAGUGGAGCUCUAGGAGGCCAUGGAAGGAAAGAAAAAAGACACAAAAAGGAAGAGAAAAAGGUUCUUUGCAACCUGUUCUACACAAUCAAGAUCCGGAGCUGAUAUAUUAUGGACGGUGUGCUGGGGUUGUUGGACUGAGUAAAAGUGAAUUGUUUCAAACUGUUUCAAGCCAUGAUAUUUCACAACAUGGUUAUGAUAAGGUACUUGUGGAUGCAGAGUGCACACACGAUGGUUCAAUUAAACACAUCCAGAAGUUUGAAAACUGGGGAUGGACAACUCUAGAGCGACGGGUCUUGGAUGCAGAGAGAACCGAUGAUUUGACUGUUCUUCAGUUUCGACUAUUGACCAAUGGUUUCAAGUUACUAAAAGUUGGAGGGUACCUUGUUUACAGCACUUGCAGUUUAACUUAUGCGCAGAAUGAGGAUGUGGUUGAGAAAUUUCUUUCCCUAAAUGCAUCUGCUGAGUUGUUGGAGAUAGAUGGUUCCAAAUCUUGGCCCUGCAAGAGUGGACGGAUACCAAAGACUUUGCGGUUUGAUCCAUUAACUUGUAGAACCAGUGGCCUUUUUGUUGCCAAGUUCACAAAAGUAGCAACAUGAUCAAUUUUCCAUUCUUCUUCAUGCUGAAUGGAAUAUAAAGAUCGGGUUGGAAACGGUAUGAGAGGUUGAAAGACAAAGAGACUAUAUAUGAAGUUGAUGGUUGUAUCACAAGUUCACGCCAUCGUCUAAAUUCUAUUGAACCUGAAGAUACUGCGGUCGGUCAGUUGAAUCUUCAAUGGCUUGAGGAAAGGAACGGUGAGGUGAGCUGAUCUGAUCAUCAUUCAACAUGGAAGAGGACAAGUGUUGGAUUGUAGAAUGUAGGAAAAUGAAUACAGAUUUCUAGUUCUUUUCGUAAAUUGCAAAUUUCGUCCCUUGACUGUCACCUAAUAUGCAGUUUGGUCUAUCAAAUUUUGUUUCUAUUUAGAAUGUAUCUUUUUUUAACAUUUUAGUAUUUGAAAUUAGCAUAGACAAUG